Ceratina calcarata is the source of this 2837-nucleotide messenger RNA. RefSeq names its product nischarin. The record is from RefSeq and is a predicted model, not a curated record. The transcript has 3 exons. Bases 323 to 1729 code for a protein of 468 amino acids. Lineage: Eukaryota; Metazoa; Arthropoda; Insecta; Hymenoptera; Apidae. Gene Ontology annotation, cellular component: cytoplasm. Gene Ontology annotation, molecular function: integrin binding; phosphatidylinositol binding.
GCAAGUUAGUUACUCGACCGCUCGGACAAAAGGCUACGUCAGCGUAGUUCUUUUCCGUAUCAAGUGUACUGUCAAACAUGAACAUUUGUAUCGUAAAAUCGUGUUGGGUUUUGAAUGACGGACCAAUAAAAAAAGGAACGUGGUAGAUUCGCGAGGAGUACGAUGCACCGUACGGAUAAGGAGCGACCCUCCCUCUGAUGCAAAACAGACGAUAUUGACAGCUCUCGCGAUUCGGGAUAACCUCUCACGGCCCGGUCGACGAUCAGUGACAACCUGCGCUGCCACGUCCUUACACGUUCAUCAAAAUCAGUGAUUAGAGAGAAUGGCGUGUCUUUUGUUAAAUCAAGAGAAUGUGCACAUCAAAAUACCCUCGGCGGAUACUGUUGACGGUGUCACGUAUUAUUGCAUCGAGGUUAGCGUUGCUUCGAUCAAGUGGACCGUGAAGCACAGGUACAAUGAUUUCGCGGAACUUCACGAUAAACUCGUUUCGGAGAAUUAUGUUAAAAAAGAUAUAUUGCCGCCAAAAAAGUUGAUCGGUAACAAAUGCGAAGCAUUCGUGGAAAAGAGGAGGUUGAGCCUGGAAGUCUACUUAAACGAGGUGUAUAGUUACUUGAAAAAAGCGAUGCCUAGAGAACUCGCUGUAUUCUUGGACAUGCACAUAUACGAUAUAUUUUUCCUACUACAGAGCAUGGCUUUGGAAUUUUUUACCGAAGGUCACAGCUUGUUACAGAAGUCCAAGAGUUACAAAUUUAAUCCUGUGCAGUUAUACGCGAUCAGCGAGAGAUUAAAGCAGCCUUGCCCACCCCUGGAAGUCGUUGACAAGAAGUACGAUUUCAGUCACGUUUUGGAUUUCAAUUCUCACCUGACAGAACUCGUAAUUGAAGGAAGUUCCGAACCCUACAGAACCAGCAACAUUUAUACGUCCACGCUGUCGAUCGAUUUAUCCAGUUUUAAAAAUAUACAGAAUUUAACAAUCGAUCAGUACCCGGUGGACAAGAUAUAUCACAUGGGCAAUCUCCGAGACACUGUGAAGUAUCUGAAGGUGAACAAUACCAAGCUGAGAAACAUCGUCGAACUAGCGAUGUGCGAGGAGGUGCACAAGAUUAUCGAGAACGCGAAUGACUCUCACGUUUGGCUAAAAGUGACCCAUUUAGACCUGAGUGACAAUCGGAUAGAAACGAUAGACGAAGCUAUCAAGCUGCUACCGCACAUUGAAUGCUUAACUUUGAACAAUAAUCUACUUUCUGAGAUUUCUAAUGGCACUCUAUUGCCAAGAUUAUCUCAAUUAUAUCUGGCAUCGAAUAAUUUCACGUCCCUGCCGGAGGAUUUGCAUACAAAGCUCGGUUACAUCGUUUACAUCGAUCUUUCACAGAACAAAUUGACCUCUUUGGCUAGCUUCUCGAAAAUGUACUCGUUGGAGGGUCUGGACGUAAGUUGUAAUCGUAUCGAAAACAUUGAGGAAGUGAAGAAUAUCGGUCACCUACCCUGUUUGGAGAACCUGAGACUCACAGGAAAUCCCGUGUCGACGAUUGUUGAUUAUAGAGUGAAAGUUUUAGAACCGUUCGGUAAACGGGCAGCGGAUAUUUGCUUGGACAACGAGAAACCGAAUCAGAAGGAGCUAGACACAGUUUCCGUUCAUCAAGCGUUGCGUAUCGCACGGGAAGGAAAAUCCCCAACGUUCAACACAUCGGAUGCUCCUCUGUUCUCCGCGGAAGUUCCGAGUGUAUAGUAAAUCAUCGAUUUAUUUCGAACAAUAGAUUACUGUUACGAAUGACCCGAAUUUUUGUUCCGGAACAGAUGAAUAUACAUAGGACAAAUUAAUUCGUUUAGAUUUUUACGAAAUGGAAACGGGUAAGAGCUUUCGAACUACAAUUGAAUUAUAUUCCUAUUUAAAUUGGCGAUCAUUUAAGAUCCGUUUGAGUCUCGCCCAUAGCUUUUUUAUACGAUGUUUAUUGUUGGUGCUUUCUUAUCAUUAUUCGAUAUGACGACAUCCUAACCAGUAUGAUAUAUACCAAAACAGUAAGAUUAAGCGUUAAACAUGUUCCCGUUCGAUGUGAUUUAUGGUAAUCCAAAUAUUAAACCAAAAUUUAGCACAUAAAAUGGGAUAAUUAAGAUGAAAAUGAUAAUCUAUCCGAGGAUAACGUGCCACCAGCGCCUGUAUAAAGAAAUACGAGAUUUAUGAGAUUCUGCUGUGUACAUAAUUAUUUUUAAAUCGUACAUCCACACGUUACCAUCAUAUAUUUUUUAUACGAACUCGAAAAAAGCGAAGGAAUGAUCGGAUUGAUUAUAUAUUUAUUUGUAAAAACACCAGAGAAUUAUACCUCUGCUCUCUUUUGCGUUAUAUUAAAAAAAUGAUAAAUAAUCUUCGCUAAAACUCGAUCUUUAUACCAUCGUGCGACGAAUUUUGAAUAUUCAUUUGACAAUGUCUGAUAAGAUUGAUUUACUUUUGGGAACCAUUAUUCCUAAGAACGAUUAUUUGUACGGAAUUUAUUUAUUGUCACGUACAGUUAGAUUAUGUAUGUAUUUGUGAAUACGGUACGAUUGGAAUUCGUUGUUUUUGAUUGAAACGUGCAAGGAAUGCGGGAAUAAAUGGACGUAAGAGAUUUCGAUUUCGAUCGGACUGACAACGGCGCGGUAAUCGCUGGGAUUCAAAUAGCGUUUGUUAUCUGUUAUAUAAAUUUUUAAAACCGAUAUUAUGUUGAAAAGCAUAACCACGUUCGAUGUAACGAUUUUGUAAUGGUUUCAUACAAACUCUACAAAACUAUACAUAUUAAUGAUAGAAUAUUUUGUUAAAUAAAGAUUCCAAGAUCAAUAAACUGUGAUAAUCUGUGGGAGAA